Molecule: messenger RNA, 1350 nt
Organism: Anopheles maculipalpis
Lineage: Eukaryota; Metazoa; Arthropoda; Insecta; Diptera; Culicidae
Gene: Ilk
Product: integrin-linked protein kinase
Exons: 5
Coding region: 2-1348 (448 amino acids)
Biological process (GO): protein phosphorylation; integrin-mediated signaling pathway; cell-matrix adhesion
Cellular component (GO): stress fiber; focal adhesion
Molecular function (GO): protein kinase activity; protein binding; ATP binding
Source: RefSeq, a predicted model, not a curated record
GAUGGAAGACAUUUUCCAUUGGUGUCGUGAAGGAAACUCGAUCCAGGUUCGCCUGUGGCUGGACGAUACGGAGCAUGAUAUGAAUUUGGGUGAUGAUCAUGGUUUCAGUCCAUUGCACUGGUGUGCCAAGGAAGGACAUUCCAAGCUAGUGGAGAUGUUACUGCACCGAGGUGCACGUGUUAAUGCAACAAAUAUGGGUGAUGAUAUACCUUUGCACCUAGCAGCUGCCCACGGACACUACGAUAUUGUGCAAAUGCUUAUACGCCAUCGGUCGGAUGUGAAUGCGGCGAAUGAGCAUGGCAAUACGCCACUCCAUUAUGCUUGCUUCUGGGGGUAUCAGGCUAUCGCGGAGGAGCUCGUUAACAAUGGUGCCUUAAUUUCGUUAGCGAACAAAGACGGCGACACGCCGGUGGAUAAAGCGAAAGCGUUACUAGCAACACGCUUAAACAAUCUGGCAAUCGAAAGUGGCCAAGAGUUGAAAAAGAUUAGCUUCAAGGAUCAGGGCUGGUCGGGCAUGAAGACGCGCUCCCGCGAUGCUACACUGUCCCGCUUCAAGGGUAUCAACAUUCAGGAGCUGACGCUGCACAACAAGGUAGCGAUCACGCCCGGCGGUGAGACGUGGCGUGGCCGCUGGCAGAACAACGAAAUCAUUGCCAAGAUAUUGGCCAUACGCGAAUGUACUGCACGGGUGGCACGCGAUUUUAACGAAGAGUUCCCGAAGCUACGAAUUUUCUCGCAUCCGAACAUUUUGCCCGUGCUGGGUGCGUGUAAUGCACCGUCGAAUUUGAUCGUUAUCAGCCAAUACAUGCCACGCGGUUCGCUGUAUGAUUUGCUGCACGGUACGGCGGGUAUUGUGGUCGAUACGGCACAAGCGGUACGGUUUGCGCUGGACAUUGCGCGUGGUAUGGCGUACCUGCACUCGCUCGAGCGUAUUAUCCCGGAGUAUCAUCUGAACAGCUUCCACGUGAUGAUCGACGAUGAUCUGACCGCCCGUAUCAAUAUGGCCGAUGCAAAGUUUUCCUUCCAGGAGCGUGGCCGCGUGUAUCAGCCCGCCUGGAUGAGUCCGGAAAUGUUGCAGAAAAAGCGCACCGAACGUAACUGGGAGGCGUGCGAUAUGUGGAGCUUUGCGAUUUGCAUUUGGGAGCUGGCAACGAGAGAAAUUCCGUUCGCCGAUCUAACACCGAUGGAGGCGGGUAUGCGGAUCGCUACCGAAGGUUUGCGGGUAACGAUCCCACCGGGAACGUCGCCCCAUCUGGCGAAGCUGAUCAAAAUCUGUAUGAACGAAGAUCCGGGCAAGCGUCCUACGUUCGAUAUGAUCAUACCGAUUCUCGACAAAAUGAAGCGUUAAUC